Orbicella faveolata is the source of this 3531-nucleotide messenger RNA. RefSeq lists its product as uncharacterized. Lineage: Eukaryota; Metazoa; Cnidaria; Anthozoa; Scleractinia; Merulinidae. Gene Ontology annotation, biological process: L-arabinose metabolic process. The record is from RefSeq and is a predicted model, not a curated record. Gene Ontology annotation, molecular function: alpha-L-arabinofuranosidase activity. Gene Ontology annotation, cellular component: cytoplasm.
UACACACGUACCUAUGGUUAACAGCCGUUUUUCUUAAAAAAAUGUAACUUAAACUCUCAAUUAACUGAAUCCUUAUAGGUCUUUGCAUUUAAAUAGGCCACGAAUAUCUCAUGUUCUGUAAGAUCGGUUAGUUUGCAUUCUAACGACAAUAAGGAUGUUCGAACUGAUGUCCCAUUAAUGAAAGAGAGCUUUUGCAAAAUAUACACGGCUGUCAAUAAAACUUCUGAUGUUUCUUGCUUUUUAACCAGGAGGUGACCAUGGGUUGGUUAGGCGGAAAAGAACAUUUGGCAGCACGGCGUCCCCGUGUAACAGUGAGUUAGUCACCUUUUUAAAUCGGUAGCGAAUAUUCCAUUUCAUGUUAGCAUCUCAGUCUGGUAUUUUGUUCUUCCUUGUAGUGAUCCACGGCGUUUACUUGGAGAGAUGGGACAGAAUAGAUUACAAACGCGUUAAAUUUCUGCUGGCGGAUCCAAGAUAUCCAAACCUACCAAGUUUUGCAACUUGUGUUCCAACAUUCGAACAGCCGUCACGGUGGACAAACUUCUUUGGUUCUCGCUUGAGGACGUAUUUCGUUCCAUUCCAGACAGGAAACCAUUACUUCUUUCUUUCAUCCGACGCUGGGAGUGAGCUGUUUAUCAGCACCAAUGAGAAACCUGACACAAAGACGUUGAUUAGUUCUGUUGAUGGUGGAUUUACCACUUAUCAGUAUGAAUAUGAUAGAUUCUCGAAUCAAAAAUCUCUCCCGGUUUACCUGAGGAAGGGUAAAUAUUACUACAUGGAGGCUAUCAUGAAAGACGAUCAUCAGAAUGAUCACCUGGAAGCUGCAGUACAGACACCAGACGGGACAUUUUACAAAGUGAUACCAUCAAAGUUCCUUUGGACAUCACUGCCGCCUCCUCCCGAGAAAAAUGCUACUUACCAAGCUAUUUUAAUCAAAGUAGCAGCACGAGCCGGCGCAAGAGCCGGUUUAGCAUUUGGAACAAAGUGGGCGAUGCGUAGUGGAGCAAAAGCAGGAGCAAAGGCUGGUGCCUUGGCAGGAAUGGAGACUGGAACAUCGGCAGGAGCGAGUGCUGGUGAAAAAGCAGCCAUUGAAAUGACCACAAAGACAAUCGAAAAAGGACUAAAUAGCUAUUAUGGAAGGGAUUCGCACCAAUUCAAAAUCACUAUACAAAACGGAAACGUGGUCUCCGUUAAGGGUCCUGUCUCAGGAGGUGGUGGGGGUGGGGGUGGAGGUGGUGGGGGUGUUGGAGUUACUGGAGGUGCAGCGGGUGCAAGAGGCACAUGGGGUGGAGCUGGUGGUACGGGUGGUGGUGGAGGCGUAGGAGGAGCAGGAGGAGAAGGAGGAGAAGGUGUUGGCGGUGGUGCUGGUGCUGGUGCUGGUGCUGGUGCUGGUGCUGGUGCUGGUGCUGGUGCUGGUGCUGGUGCUGGUGCUGGUGCUGGUGUUAGUGCUGGUGGUGGAGCAACAACUGGUAGUGGGGUUUCUGGAGGGGCGGGGGUUACAGCAGCGGGAUCUUCAUCUGGGGUAGUGACUGGAGCCUCUGUAACUGCAGCAGGAUCGCAAGUAACUUCUAGCGGGGGGACUGAAUCAACUGGUGCGACUAGUGGCGGCAAUGAAGGCGCUCCUCAAACGAUAGCAUCUUCUGUUCAAGAAAAAGUUACGUACAUGUUAAAGCCGGGUGAGGAUGCUCAAACUAUGGCCAGGAAGCUAGUAUGGAGACAAGGAGGCGCAAGCAAGCUUGUACAAGAUGGAUUGUACACUGUCCAUUCCUGGGACGUUCCGUAUCCGCAGGAGAAUGGCUCCCUUAACUUCUGUUGGAGAUCCUUUAAUGGCAAGGUAGCUCUGCGACCGUUUUGUCAAGUAUUCAAAGUUCGAAUGCCUGCACUAUACAAAAAGAUUAAACCAGGGAAAGAGAGUGCUUCUUUUGAGUCAGUUUGCCUACCGGGAUAUUUCAUGAGACAGAAGAACUAUAACUUCAUUCUCCAGAAAAGGGAUGGAUCCGAACUGUUUGAUAAAGAGAGUUCUUUCAAAGUCUAUAACGUGAUGAAAUACAGUAGAAAUUUGAUGCUAAAAUCAAUGCACUCGGAUUGGUUCAUUUGUCAAAGUAAGGAUAAGAAGCUUCAUGGUUCCACGCUCAUUCAGCUGGACUUUUACAACGGUGAUCCAGAUGUCCUUGAGCGGUGUACAUUUUCGUUCAUGCCAAUAUCGCAGAACCAAAACAAAUAUAUGAAUUGCAGAAACGUUGCUGGACCAGUUGUACAUCCCGCCAUCAGUGGGCAGCCACUUCCUCAUCCCCAACACUUAGUUCCGGAGAUACCACCUGUUCCUGCUCAGCCUUCCUGUAUACCCGUAUGUCCCGCUGCAGAAACUGCGCGGGGAGCACCAACAUCUGGAUCCACAGUCCCAGGAUUUCCUUUGGAGCCUUCAAUCACAAGUUCUAAAAAGACGUGCGUCGCCUUGAACUUCAUUAACAACUUUAGAGCACCAUUUAAGCUCUACUCCUCUCUCAAGCACGAGGCAUAUCUUGUCUCUGGUUCUGGCUUUAAACUUAAACUCAUCAUAGACCGACCUGAACUGCAUAGUCACGUGAUAUUCAAAGCCGAGGAUCCACUUGGCAAGCGUAAAAUCUUCCUGAAUGGACAACCAAGUACUUCAGAGGUAGCAGUUGUUGGUUGUCCAGAAUUUGUUAACGUGUUUGUAACACCAGAGCAAGGUAAUGCUCCUUCCGAACCAUCUGGCAAUUUUCAAGUUUUCCCACACAGUGUCCACGCCUCCACUAACCUAUCCACUCCCAAUCCUUCUUCGUCUUUGCAACCUCCUAUAUUUCUAAAGCCUCCCUUUCCUUCUCCCCGUUCUCCUCCUCCUCCUGCUCCUCCUUCUCCUCCGCCGCCUCAUCCUCCUCUUUCUCCUUCUCCACCACCACCCUCUCCUUCUCUAGCACCACCUCCUCCUUCUCCAGCACAACCUCCUCCUCCUCUUCCUCCUCCUCCUCCUCGUCCAAAUGCGCCUCCUCCACCUCUUCCACUUUCACCUCCAUCACAAGCGGCAGCACCACCAAGUUAUUCACCCCCUACAGUUGGUCCAGGUUCUCCAGUUUCAGCUCCAGGAGUAUCAUCUAAAGGCGGGAAAGGCUAUGGAUCAAUUCACUAUCACUAUCAUUUGUAUUCUGACAAGAGGCCACAUGUAACUCCCGGUAAGCAAGCCACGCAAAUUCCUUUUAAUUGCUUUAUAGUAAUGGCUCGUUAUCUGAAACUAUCAGGAAAAUUCAUAUCAUUAUGUAAGAUUGAAAGAUGCCAUUUAUCGUUCCCUUUUGAAUGGCUGAUCCCGAAUACAGACUGGCAAGUAAACUUCAUCGUGCGAGGGUGACACGUGAGGGCAAUAAACCUGAAUAUCUCGUGGUCCCUAUUAACAUCCCUACAUCACAAUAUAGUUUCAUCCUAAGAGGAGUGCGAGAACUAGAUUCAGCACUUAAGAAGCUUGGUUAGGGUUCAAAAGAACUGUUAUCUACCGAUCAUUCUGGUACUUAAAUUAUUUCU